AGGAGCUGAGGGGUUUCGUUUUGGCUUCUGAGGCGUAAGCAGGAUCUGUUCACUUGGAAAUCGGACUAGGUGGUGAGAAGAGGAGGAUGCAAUGGUGUUUGUCUGCAGGUGGCUGGCAGCGUACACUGCAUCUUUGCUUACCUGAACUACCAUGUUCCCCGGACAAGACGGGAGAUCCUGGAAACCCUUAUCAAAGGGCUUCAGCGCCUGGAGUACCGAGGUUAUGACUCCGCAGGUGUGGGAAUUGAUGGAGGAAAUGACAAAGACUGGGAGGCCAAUGCCUGCAAAAUCCAACUCAUCAAGCAAAAAGGGAAAGUGAAGGCACUGGAUGAAGAAGUACACAAGCAACAGGACAUGGAUCUGGAUAUUGAAUUUGAUGUACAUCUUGGAAUUGCACAUACCCGAUGGGCCACCCAUGGUGAGCCUAACCCCAUUAAUAGUCACCCACAGCGCUCGGAUAAGAACAACGAGUUCAUCGUUAUCCACAAUGGCAUCAUAACCAACUACAAAGACCUGAGAAAGUUUUUGGAAAGCAAAGGGUAUGAUUUUGAAUCUGAGACUGACACAGAAAGCAUUGCCAAGCUUGUAAAGUACAUGUAUGACAACCGUGAAAGCGAUGACAUCAGCUUCACAACACUGGUGGAGAGAGUGAUCCAGCAACUGGAAGGUGCUUUUGCCCUGGUGUUCAAAAGUGUCCAUUAUCCUGGUCAAGCAGUGGGCACCAGACGAGGAAGCCCCCUGCUGAUUGGAGUGCGAAGUGAACACAAGCUCUCCACCGACCACAUUCCCAUACUGUACAGAACAGCUGUGCAAUCUAUGGAUCAUUCUUUUGAUGGAAUAUCCAUAAAAAAGGAGGAAGGUAAAGACAAGAAGGGAAGCUGCAACCUAUCUCGUAUUGACAGUACCACCUGUCUUUUCCCUGUGGAAGAGAAAGCUGUGGAAUAUUACUUUGCCUCUGAUGCUAGUGCAGUUAUUGAACACACCAACAGAGUGAUUUUCCUUGAAGAUGACGAUGUAGCAGCUGUGGUGGACGGUCGUCUUUCUAUCCAUCGGAUCAAACGCACGGCGGGUGAUCAUCCUGGCCGGGCUGUUCAGACUCUGCAGAUGGAACUUCAGCAGAUCAUGAAGGGUAACUUCAGUUCAUUUAUGCAGAAGGAGAUUUUUGAGCAACCAGAAUCUGUUGUUAACACCAUGAGGGGCAGAGUCAACUUUGAUGACUACACUGUGAACUUGGGUGGGUUGAAGGAUCACAUCAAGGAGAUCCAGCGGUGCAGACGUUUAAUCCUAAUUGCUUGUGGGACGAGUUAUCAUGCUGGAGUUGCAACUCGGCAAGUGCUGGAAGAACUGACUGAACUGCCUGUUAUGGUUGAACUCGCCAGUGACUUUUUGGACCGAAACACACCGGUCUUCAGAGAUGAUGUUUGCUUUUUCAUCAGCCAGUCAGGCGAGACAGCAGAUACUUUGAUGGGUCUUCGGUAUUGUAAGGAAAGGGGUGCCCUAACGGUGGGAAUCACUAAUACAGUCGGCAGUUCCAUAUCCAGGGAGACGGACUGCGGAGUCCAUAUCAAUGCAGGCCCAGAGAUUGGUGUUGCCAGUACAAAGGCCUACACUAGCCAGUUUGUUUCUUUAGUGAUGUUUGCCCUCAUGAUGUGUGACGACAGGAUUUCUAUGCAAGAAAGGCGCAAAGAAAUAAUGAGAGGUCUGAAAGGACUGCCAGACUUGAUUAAAGAAGUGCUGAGCAUGGAUGAUGAGAUCCAGAAACUGGCAACAGAGCUUUACCACCAGAAGUCUGUUCUGAUCAUGGGUCGUGGUUAUCACUAUGCAACAUGUCUGGAGGGGGCUUUGAAAAUUAAGGAAAUCACCUACAUGCAUUCAGAAGGGAUAUUGGCUGGUGAGCUGAAGCAUGGUCCCUUGGCACUGGUGGACAAAUUGAUGCCAGUUAUCAUGAUUAUCAUGCGGGACCAUACAUAUGCCAAGUGCCAGAAUGCUCUCCAGCAGGUUAUUGCACGGCAGGGAAGGCCCGUGGUCAUUUGUGAUAAGGAAGAUAUAGAGACAAUUAAGAAUAAUAAGAGGACAAUCAAAGUUCCCCAUUCUGUGGAUUGUCUGCAGGGGAUCCUGAGUGUUAUCCCUCUGCAGCUCCUGGCUUUCCAUCUUGCAGUGCUCAGAGGCUAUGAUGUUGAUUUUCCAAGAAAUCUGGCCAAAUCUGUAACGGUAGAAUAAAAGUUCAUCUGAAUGUUAGGGGCAUGGGGAAGGGAACGAGAGACUCUUUUGGUACCAAAAUACUUUGAUUUUUCCGAAUCCCCUAGGUCAAAUCUCAUUUUGUUAAAUUGUUGUUUGUGUAGGAGAUGAUCAUAAUUCUUUUGCAUUUGGUGAUUGUCAAAUAGAUUCCACGUGCUAUGGCCAUAGCUGUGUUCUGUUGAAUUACACCUCACAAAGGGUGUUGAAUUAUUUUCUUUGAUAAAUGCCCUGUCAUGUAGUUGAGGGUCCACCAGUUUACUUUUGAGAUAAAUGAGCUGAGUAUUUGUUAUUCAGUGUGGUUUGCUCAUAUCGUUGAAGAGAUACCGUUACAUGAAGUAAUUGUAGUGCUUUCAGGCCAUGAGGGCAGGUCCUGGUAUAUGAAAUUAGAUUUGGCAUCAUGAUGACUCGCGAGUAGCCAGGGAUUAUAAAAAGCUUGGGUCAGAUUCUGACUCCUUUACACUGGGGAACUCCACAGAAAGGUUGUUCUCUCCUCUGAAAUCUGUUGGUAAACUUGCUCCAAGUAGCCUCAGCAGGACCUUGCCUGUGCUUUAGCACCUGACAGUCCUUUCAGACAGCGGGCCAAAAUCUACUCUUACACCAGCACAUGUGGAGUUGAGGCCGAACCUCAGUGCAAGUGAGAGCAGCAUCUGACCCAGUCCUUGCAUAGUUAGCAAAGCGAAAAGAAACCCUGAGAGCCUGUUGUGCAGCAAUCGCAAAACUAUACAUUCCCCAGGCUGUCAAGGAACUCUUGACCCCUCACCCCCAACGCAAGUAUUGCAACACUAAAACACCCAGCAUUUGGGUACUGGUUUGAUUACAAGCAACCUGGGUUUUGAACACCUGCAAGACCUUUCCUCUGUGAACAGGAUUCUGCUUUGAGCAUCCCUGCUUUCACCCUGCCAGGUGGGUACACAACCAGAGGGAUGACACUAACUGUGCACACAGAACUGUGCACGUGUCAACUGCUACGUUAGGGCAGUCGCAGGUAACACAUGCAUGCCCCUUGGUUUCAUUUGAGCUGCUUACUCUUAAUUUCUCGGUUUCGGGGGGAGAGGGGUGUAGCAGAUAGCUACAGGGGCGUGUGUGGCUUUAUUUCUAAAAUGUUGGUGUUUGAUAGUAGUUUACAUCUGGGGCAGGGAGCCAGAAGACUUCGUGGACAGGACUCCAAAAAAUAUUAUGAGAGGGAUUUCUCUCAUAAUUGAAUUGAAUUAAGAGUUGUAAUUGAAACUAGAGGCAAAUGUUCAGCGCCUUGAUUUUUAGAAAUGCAAGUCAUUCAGGGACAGUAAAUGUCAGCUGAUGGAAAGGGGUGAAAUUCAUACCGUAUUUGGUGUGUUUGAGCUAUAUUGUUAUGCACAAGGCUAACACUUAAAACAAAACAAAACAAAAAACCCCAUAGUACUUCAAGACCUGCAGUCAAGCUUACUGCUGAGCAGUUGAGGUAACUUACUAUUAUGGAGCCAAAGUUUGCAGGGCUAAUUGUCUAACAUGCACUGUUUUGACAUGUAGACUUCUACUUGAUCAGGAAGACUGUCCACUGCUUUUAAGGACUUGGUUUUCUUUCAGCAAACAUGCUGUCAGCUAUUGUAAAAUCCUGGCUUGUACAAUAGACAAGUCCUCCAAACUGUGUCUGCUCCAAUUCUUUCUAAUCAAUGUUAAAUAUCUAAUAUAUGUGACUUAAGUACAAAACCAUUCUGGAUUUAUUUAUGGCGUAAUUUUUCCUGUUAGCAAAAACUCUGGGAAAGCAGGUUUCACAAAACCAGUAUGGAACUGGACUCUGUGUGCUGAGACUUGGUAAUGACUUGUAUUUAAGCCAUUAAUUUCGAAUGCCAAUUAUGUGCUUAGAAGUGCAGUAGUAAAUAUAGUAGUUUAAUGCCUACAAUAUUUGCUUAGGAAAGGCUAAUUAACUGCUGCUUCCAUCUCUGCUUUAUGUGAAAAGUGAAAGACUUGUGUGUCUGGAAGAAUUUAAUGAUAAGGAGACAGUAGUAAAAGUUCUUUGCUGAAAUUUGCACAGCUCAUUGAAAUGUAGGUCUUUCAUUCUUCCAGCUGGAAGAUUUGACUUGUUUCUGCUCUUCUCAGUUCAUGACCUUCUCCCCUCCUCUGAAAAUAAAAAUGUAACCCUGUGAGAGCAGAAGUAAAGGGCCCUGGCCAAGGUAUAGGGAGGGUUUUCCCCAGGGUUGAAGGAACUGGAGGAUCAAAGCCCAUUGCAUUGAUUCUGUUGUGAAUGAGAUCUUUGAGGUGAGGGGGCUUCCGGCAUAGUUUUAUGUCCAUUGUUUCUGAUUUUUGAGAUCUCUGCCAUCAACUUAAUAGAAGCCGACAUGGCUUGCUUUACAGUUUGGAUGCUUUAUUGUCUGAUGCUGUCAGGUAGGCUAGUGAAUGAGAUUGGAAUUCUAGGCAAAUAAACUGUCUGGAAAGAUCAAGUACUUAAAAUCCAACUUUGAACAAGUUAGCUACCAGUACAGAAUGUGUGCAAAGGACCAAAGAGCCAAGAGAGUAUGGUAGAGGUGUAGGUGUGACACUUGGCACCUGCUGUUAAAAUGAAUGAGCUGCUCUGUGUUGCUAUUAAAGGUAUUGCCCUGUAAGCUUAGGACAUAGAACUAGCAUUUGUUGGAAAUGAAUAAUGCCCAAAUCAGCGGUAGCAGCUUAAGGCAGCGAGCUAUGCUAAGCAUCCGAAAGUCAGCUUGCCAAAACUAGUCAUGAUUUAAGCUACUUGCAAAUAAGAAAUAGCUUGUUAAAUGUUGUAAUGCAUUAUAAAGGUGGGAUGCUUCACAUCCAAGACUGCUUUGGAAUAUAGGUGCACUUAAAAGAUUUCCUGCCAUGCCUAAGCAUCUUGGUACUGCUGUUAAUUGCCAUCCCUGGGUCCAGAAGUUACCUUUCUGUACAGUGUUUUUUUUUUUUGUCUAGGUGUGUUGCUUUUUGAUGAAUGAAUGUUACUUUUUACUCUGGACUAUUUUUGUUUUCAUGAGAUUCCACAAAAACAAUUGAGUGUCUUGUGAUAUUUAUUAAUGGCUUGUAGGUCUCCCCUUGUGCCACAAAUGUUUAGCUGACUGAGCCACUGAAUUCAUUCCUUCUGAACUGACUGAAAAAGGCAGUUGCUUCAUCUCUGCAGUAGAGCCCCACCUGAACAAGAUAACAAUGCAGGCUAUUACUGGGUGCUUAGCAGUCAUCCUCUGUGCUCUCUUGUAUAGUAGCCAUUUUGCUAAUAAGAUAAUUUAUGUUCUGUUUUCUUUUAGUAUCUCACCUCUUAUUUGUGGGGACAGGCAUCUGUAAUCAAGACAUCCCUCCUGCCUGCUUCCACAUGCAGGAGAGGAGAAAAAGUUCUUUCAUCAGUCAUGUAAAAAACAAACGCAUACACCCAAGUAAUAAAAAGCCUUAUUGAAAAAUAGGCCCAGGUACAUUCCUGGCUUCCCACUUCUUGUGCAAGUCUUCAGGUAUUAGUGUGUGCGACAGCCCCAUACUGGAUGCGGCAUAAGGCCUGGCAGACUUGCACUUUACUGCUUUGUCAACUCUGCAGAUUGUACCAGUGAAAGCCGCACAUUUGAAGUUGGAGAAAAUCAGAGCUAAAUUCCUGUACUACCCUGGCAAUCACUAGUCAUGUGGAGCUAAUGCAGUCUAGUCACUUGUUGGAUGACUCAAGGCUGACCUUAAUAGAUUGUUAGGAUGGUUUUCUAGGCUGCAGGUAGCAAAGGCAUGUCCUGUCUAUUUAACCUUUUCCCUCCUCUAAGAGCUGUCUGCUACUGACCAGAUCAGACAUGGGACACAAGAGAUGAAAGAGACUGUCAAUGCAAUAAAGCCCCAGAAGCAGGUGUGAACACUUUGCUGUGGCUUGGUUGAAAUAGCCACAGUUGCUGGAAGUUAGCACCUGUUGCAGGAACAAAGGAAUUGAGAAAGGAUGAUUGUUACCAUUGCUUCCCUUGUACAUAGCUAGUCUGCUUGGUUUAUGGGAACCAUGCCAUACCUUGUUUCCUGUAUUUGGUUUUGUCUCUUGCUCCUUUUUUAUCUCGCCAUUUGAAUUAAAUGAAGUGCCCAACAUUCAA
Alligator sinensis (Chinese alligator) is the source of this 6272-nucleotide messenger RNA. It is a transcript of the gene GFPT1, whose product is annotated as glutamine--fructose-6-phosphate transaminase 1. Gene Ontology annotation, biological process: carbohydrate derivative biosynthetic process; protein N-linked glycosylation; fructose 6-phosphate metabolic process. The coding region runs from base 355 to 2220 and encodes 621 amino acids. The record is from RefSeq and is a predicted model, not a curated record. NCBI's taxonomy places the organism in Eukaryota, Metazoa, Chordata, Crocodylia, Alligatoridae. The transcript has 20 exons. Gene Ontology annotation, molecular function: L-glutamine:D-fructose-6-phosphate transaminase (isomerizing) activity; carbohydrate derivative binding.